AAAAAAUUCUCACGAUAAAACUCCCGCGAAAAAGUUUGCGGCAAUUGUCAGCUGUGCAGCAGCCGGACGAGGAAGAUUAUCCAAAUCGCCAAUACGUUAUCCAUUGCAUAGGUCUACUGUUUAUUGUCCCUGAAAGAAAUAGUGUACAGGAAAAAGAAUGGGUCGUUGGGGGUGGUCGAAAAAAAGAUCCUUUGGCAGAUCUCGCUUCUCCAGAUACCAGUAUGAUCCAGAAGAAGAUUCUUUACUUAAUGACAUACUUGCAGAACGGCUCAUGAUGGACUUGAUAGAUAGACACAAUUUAUAUCCCAGCCAGCCACAUGGUAGUCAGUCAGUGAUGAUUGAUGAAGAUGAUGAUGAUGAUUUGAUGGGGCAUGAUGAUUUAGACGAUGAAAUCUGUUUUGGACAUUUACGGGGAAAUAUUGUUGGCAUUCAAUAUUAUUCUGGAACUGUCAACAUGAAAGAAAUGGUUGCAUUAGAGAGGGAGCCCGAGAAUCGCUAUGAUAUCAAUGCCAUCAAGGUGAAAAAUGUUGGCAAUGUUCAAGUUGGCCAUAUCAAAAGGGAGCUAGCCAGACCACUGGCUUACAUUAUGGACAAAGGAUUGGCAAGGCUUGAAGGGGUUGUUCCUUUUGGUGCCACCAAUAUGUACUCUAUGCCUGUAGACAUAAGCUUGUGGGGCAAACCUGAGAACCAGAAAGAGGCUGUGGACAAGUUAAAGAAGUCUGGUUUCUAUCUGACUGGUGGGACACAGCCGGUAACCAGCCCAGGAAGUGGUAUGUCAUCAUCAUCACUGGGAGCUUCUGAAUUCUCCUUGGCGGCAAUUGAGCCUAGAAGAACAUAUCUUACUCCUGCAGAGGUGAAAAAUGAGCUGGAUAAACUGUUUGAAAACAUUGAGGAGGGAGACAAAACAAGUCUGGCUGAUCCUGCCCAGGCUAUAGCCACACCCUUGUAUCCCCACCAGAAGCAGGCAUUAAACUGGAUGGUAAAGAGAGAGAAUAACGCCACCUUGCCGCCAUUCUGGCAAGAGAAAAAUGGGAAAUACUUCAAUACUGUGCUUAAUUUUACCAGCAGCAUAAGGCCGGAUAGUGUAAGAGGAGGUAUUCUAGCAGAUGACAUGGGACUCGGUAAAACUCUAGAGAUGAUUACAUUAAUUAUAACAAACUUUGUAGACAACAAACCAUUGGCCACACCUGUUGAUGGUCUUGUGAGACAAUCCAAAUCUGAGAAAAUGGCAGGCAAAAAGUCAAAGAUGCUUCCUACUAGUAGCAGUCUUCAUUCUUCUAUGAAGAAAACACAAAUAAAGCUGGAGAAAAAGAAGUCGCUAUCU
Molecule: messenger RNA, 1324 nt
Organism: Ruditapes philippinarum (Manila clam)
Lineage: Eukaryota; Metazoa; Mollusca; Bivalvia; Venerida; Veneridae
Molecular function (GO): hydrolase activity, acting on acid anhydrides, in phosphorus-containing anhydrides; ATP-dependent chromatin remodeler activity; nucleic acid binding
Source: RefSeq, a predicted model, not a curated record